Molecule: messenger RNA, 275 nt
Organism: Sphaeroforma arctica JP610
Lineage: Eukaryota; Ichthyosporea; Ichthyophonida
Exons: 1
Biological process (GO): regulation of transcription by RNA polymerase II
Cellular component (GO): histone deacetylase complex
Molecular function (GO): protein binding; transcription corepressor activity
Source: RefSeq, a predicted model, not a curated record
CAGCCGAUAAGCAGAGACUGAGGCAGCAUCCCCGGCAGAUCUCCACUUGUACACAAACUGAGCUUCUCAGAGAUAUAGCACAAGCACACCAGCCCUAUAUACAGACAGUAUGAGCAUAACCAGUAACGAGGUCAACUUUUUGGUCUACCGGUACCUACAAGAGUCCGGGUUUAUCCAUUCGGCGUUCUGCUUUGGACACGAAUCCUUCGUGUUCAAGUCCAAUAUCAAUGGCAUGGAUGUGCCCCCCGGCACGUUAGUGUCCAUGAUCCAGAAGG